AUGUCUUUCGCCAGGCAAAUGUUUGGACAAGUCCAGCGUCGAGCUUUUUCGGCGUCUGCUCGACAGUCCUCGAAAGUUGCAGUUCUCGGUGCCGCCGGUGGCAUCGGUCAGCCCCUGUCGCUGUUGAUGAAGCUCAACCCCCGUGUUUCUCAAUUAGCCCUCUACGAUAUCCGCCUGGGUCCAGGUGUCGCUGCUGAUAUCAGCCACAUCAACACCAAGAGCACGGUCAAGGGCUACGACCCAACUCCCUCGGGUCUCCGAGAAUGUCUGGAAGGAAGUGACAUUAUCCUCAUUCCUGCGGGCGUUCCCCGAAAGCCUGGGAUGACUCGUGAUGUUGUAGAUCUGUUCAACACCAAUGCUAGCAUCGUUCGGGACCUGGCAAAGGCUGCGGCUGAUGCUGCGCCCAACGCCAAUCUUCUGAUCAUCUCCAACCCUGUUAACUCGACUGUCCCCAUCUGCGCCGAGGUGUUCAAGAGCAAGGGUGUCUACAACCCUAAGCGUCUCUUUGGUGUCACCACCCUCGAUAUCGUCCGUGCGUCCAAAUUCGUCUCGGAACUCAAGGGGACAGACCCGGCCGAUGAAAAAAUCACCGUUGUCGGCGGACAUUCGGGCGUCACCAUCGUCCCCCUGAUCUCGCAGUCUGGCCACCCCGACAUCACUGGUGAGAAGCUUGACGCCUUGAUCAACCGAAUCCAAUUCGGCGGUGAUGAAGUCGUCAAGGCCAAGGACGGUGCCGGUUCUGCUACUCUGUCUAUGGCUAUGGCCGGAGCGCGGUUUGCCGAGAGCUUGCUCAAGGCUUCACAGGGUGAGAAGGGCGUGGUUGAGUGCACGUUCGUGGACAGCCCCUUGUACAAGGACCAAGGCAUCGACUUCUUUUCCUCGAAAGUCGAGCUUGGCCCCGACGGGGUCCAGAAGAUCCACGAGGUGGGCCGCAUCAACAAGUACGAGGAAAAUCUGCUGGAGGCAGCCAUGGGAGACUUGAAGAAGAACAUUCAGAAGGGUGUGGACUUUGUCAAGGCUAACCCAUAG
Messenger RNA from Cladophialophora bantiana CBS 173.52, 1029 nucleotides. Its product is annotated as malate dehydrogenase, NAD-dependent. Gene Ontology annotation, cellular component: cytoplasm; mitochondrion. Gene Ontology annotation, molecular function: L-malate dehydrogenase (NAD+) activity. Lineage: Eukaryota; Fungi; Ascomycota; Eurotiomycetes; Chaetothyriales; Herpotrichiellaceae. The transcript has 6 exons. The record is from RefSeq and is a predicted model, not a curated record. The coding region runs from base 1 to 1029 and encodes 342 amino acids. Gene Ontology annotation, biological process: tricarboxylic acid cycle; malate metabolic process.